Penaeus vannamei (Pacific white shrimp) is the source of this 1758-nucleotide messenger RNA. NCBI's taxonomy places the organism in Eukaryota, Metazoa, Arthropoda, Malacostraca, Decapoda, Penaeidae. The record is from RefSeq and is a predicted model, not a curated record.
UGUUCCUCUUGUCCACAGCAAAUGGAAAGAUUUAAAGUUGUAGAAAGAGAAACAAAGACCAAAGCAUAUAGUAAGGAGGGCCUUGGGGCAGCACAAAACAAGGAUCCAGCCCAGCGGGAGAGAGAAGACCUAAAUAAUUGGCUCAGUUCCUCUAUAGACACGCUAAAUAUUCAGAUGGACCAAUUUGAGUCAGAAAUUGAAUCUUUAUUGGCAACGCAAAAGAAGAAGAAAAUGGACAAAGAGAAGUCGGAUCGAAUAGAAGAUCUCAAGGAAUAUAUAGAAAGACAUCAAUACCACAUCAAGAAGUUAGAGAUUCUAAUGAGAAUGUUAGAUAACCAGUCCAUAGAUUGUGACCAGAUCAAAAUGAUCAAAGAAGAUAUCGAGUACUACAUUGAGUCGUCUCAGGAUCCUGACUUCAGUGAAAAUCUCGGUCUUUAUGAUGACAUCGACAUGGAAGACCUGGAUUAUCCCACUCCUGAAAUAACUGUAGGGAAACAUGUGCUGGGCGGGAGUCACGACAGCACGGACGGGUCGACACCAUCUUCUGCGUGCGGGUCCUCGCCUGCCCCGUCUCCUGCCACAAACCAUUCCAAUGACCAUGACGCACCCACCACCCCUCAUGACAAGAAGAGAAGUAAUAAAAACGACGAGUCCAGAUCGGUCAGUUCAGUGAAGUCAAGCCAACCUGUCAAACCUAUGGUAGUGAGACCAACGACCAACAACAUCAACACCAAUAAUAAUAUUAGUUCGAACAACAGCACCACCACCAGUAACAGCAGCUCUGGAUCUACUACUUCCAUUGUUGUGGUCAACACUAAUUCAUCAUCAAAGGCCACACCACCUCCAUCCACUCCCACAAAGCCUGUACUAGGUUCAACUUCUCAAACUACUCCAAACAACAGUAGCACAAGUUCAGGUACUUCCAACCACCUAAUUACCACCUCACAACAAAAUAGCACAGGAAGACAUUCACCAGAACCAAGUGGAUUGAUAAAUAGUGGUAUUGUGAACAACAACAGUGGGAGUGGAAGCAACAGUAGCAGUAGUAGCAGCUGCAGCAACAGCAGUAGCAGCAGUGGCAACUCUGUAUCGAACAGUACAGGUAGUGGGAGUAGCAGCAGCAGCAGUAGCAGCAGCAGCAGUAGUACCAGCAGCAGCAGUGGCAGCAGCAACAAUAGCAGCAGCAGUACCAGCAGCAACAGCAGCAGUAAUGGUCUCAGUAGUGGGGUAAGCAGCAGCGUGAGUGUGACGUCACCGCAGGGUAGUCUGGCAGGCAGUGCAACCACUACACCAGCAUUACCUUCAGGGGCACCAACGCCAUCUGCAGCUCCCACACAUCAAGGGCACACACCAGCUAUGAAUGCUUCAGACACUGCAGUAUCUUUAAAAGCCAUAGCGCAGAAGAAAGUCAAUGAAGUUAAUUCUUCGUCAAUAACGCCAACAGUCUUAGAAAGCAGCAGCUGCCCCGUCAGCAACACCACCACGAGCAGCACCAACACCAAUGCCAACAACAACAACAAUAACAACAGUUCCAGCACGAGGACCAUCACUGAGAAGUCCACAACGACCUGCGAGGCCAACAUCCCUCCCUUAUUGGGUGUUGCUCCCCUCGGUCCUGCCAAGCUGACCGUUGAGCACGACCUGCAGUUCAAGAUGCUCCAGGCGGCCUAUUACCAUAUGCCUCACCCGUCCGACUCGGAGAGACUGAGAGUGCACUUGCCGCGCCAGCCUUGCCAGACGCCGCUCUACUAUCCACAG